AGAAUGUAACUUUCCAGCUCAACAGAGGUCACUAGGGGUCAUGGAGGGUUUUAUGAUGCAAUGUCAGCUGCUAUCAUGUCGUGUUGAUCAUAUCUAAGGGUAAGCGGACGGAUAAACCAUGACCAGCUUUUGGAGCCUGCGCCGCACUCUGCUUGCGGCAGGGGGAGCUGCUGGUACUGUCUACGCAUUCUCAACGUACUCAAGAAGUAAGAGCAAUAAAAAACACAGAGCCCAUGUCGUAGCGGCGGACACCCCCACCCCCACCCCAGGGCCCCUGCCGUCGCGAGCGGCGAACCUGACAGCACUACAGGAGACCCCCGAGUUCGAUGUGCUGGUGAUCGGGGGAGGGGCAACGGGAUGUGGGGUCGCGCUGGACGCAGUAACAAGAGGGUUGAAAACAGCGCUAGUGGAGAGGGACGACUUCUCAGCUGGCACCAGCAGUCGCAGCACCAAACUGAUCCAUGGGGGAGUCAGGUACCUGCAGAAAGCCAUCAUGGGCCUGGACAAAGAGCAGUACAACCUUGUAAAGGAGGCAUUACACGAGCGAGCCAACCUGCUGGAGAUAGCACCUCACCUGUCUGGGCCACUCCCUAUCAUGUUACCUGUCUACAGAUGGUGGCAGCUCCCAUACUUCUGGGCGGGUAUCAAGGCGUAUGACCUCGUGGCGGGGUCACAGUGCGUGAAGUCCAGCUACAUGCUGACCAAGUCCCGCGCCCUGGAACUCUUCCCCAUGCUGAAGAAGGACAGACUAGUGGGGGCCAUCGUCUACUAUGACGGCCAACACAACGAUGCCCGUAUGAACCUGGCCAUCGCCCUGUCGGCGGCGCGGCACGGUGCCGCGGUGGCAAACCACAUGGAGGUCAAGUCUCUCACCAAGAGUACGGACGGCGACGGGAAGGAGGUCAUCUCUGGUGCAGUCAUGAAGGACUGUCUGACUGGUCAAGAAAUCACAGUCAAGGCCAAGUGUGUGGUCAAUGCCACUGGUCCCUUUACAGAUGGGAUCCGGCACAUGGACAAUGCCCAGAUCGCCAACAUCUGCCAGCCCAGUGCAGGAGUUCAUAUUAUACUGCCAGACUACUACAGCCCUGAGUCCAUGGGUUUGCUGGAUCCCUCGACGAGCGACGGACGCGUGAUCUUCUUCCUCCCGUGGGCCGGCCUGACGAUCGCGGGAACCACGGACAGCCCCUGCGACGUUACCCACAAUCCCAUGCCCACGGAGAAGGAGAUCCAGUUCAUCUUGAACGAGAUCAAGAAUUACCUCAGUCCAGAUGUGUCAGUGAGGAGGGGGGAUGUGCUCGCCGCGUGGAGUGGGAUUCGGCCGCUGGUGUCUGACCCCAACUCUAAGAACACCCAGUCUAUCUCCCGCAACCACGUGAUCGAGGUCAGCCCUUCCAACCUGGUCACCAUUGCAGGAGGGAAGUGGACGACCUACCGGUCGAUGGCCUCUGACACGGUGGACAGGGCUAUUGAGGUCUGUAAUCUGGCACCCAGACACAAGGAGUGCCAGACAGACGGACUGAUGUUGGAGGGAGGAGACGCCUACACACCUACCAUGUUCAUCAGACUGGUGCAGGACUUUGGGCUCGAGAAUGAGGUUGCCCAGCACCUGGCCCACACCUAUGGAGACAAAGCCUUUGAGGUCGCUAAGAUGGCUCAGAUGACGGGGAAACGCUGGCCUGUGGUGGGCAAGAGGCUGGUGGAGGACUUCCCCUACCUGGAGGCUGAGGUUAAGUAUGCAGUGAAGGAGUAUGCCUGUACAGCCAUUGAUGUGAUCGCCAGGCGGACCAGACUGGGGUUCCAGAAUGUGCAGGCUGCGGAGACCGCCCUGCCGACCAUCGUCAGGAUCCUGGGGCAGGAACUGGGAUGGAGCAACCAAAGAUGCAAGGAGGAGGAGGAGGCAGCAAAGGAGUUCCUGUACAUGGAGAUGGGCGGGAAGGCUCAUCUGGACGUGCGGGCGCAGAUCACGCCCGACACGAACCUACCGGUCGCCGACAUCGAGCGCUACACCAAACGCUUCAACAAGGUCGCCGGGGCAAAGGGGUUCAUUACCCAUGUGGACCUAGGAACUAUCAUACAGAAUCUUGGGAUUGACAUCUCGGAUGACCAACUCCACGACAUGCUGGAAGAGGUGGACACCAACCGGAACGGCCAGGUGGAACUGGACGAAUUCCUUCAGUUGAUGAUUGCGGCACGUUUGGGGUACGUCACUCUCUCCCGCCUGGAUCGCAUCAUGGCGCUCACGGACCAAAUGGUGGAGAAGAAAGCGAUACCAACGCACCGCAGUGGGGGAGGGGUCUGAUCGUACACGGCCUUUAAAAUGCUAACGAAAAAAAGCUGAUGAGCUCAGUCAGGGCAGGGGUGAUGAGCACCAGCCGCCUGGACAGGAUCAUGAAACUGGCAGAAAUUGUGGAAGACCCGGAGAACCCCAUGAAGAAAUCAGAAGAUAUCAA
Branchiostoma floridae (Florida lancelet) is the source of this 2450-nucleotide messenger RNA. Its product is annotated as glycerol-3-phosphate dehydrogenase, mitochondrial-like. Bases 119 to 2299 code for a protein of 726 amino acids. Gene Ontology annotation, cellular component: glycerol-3-phosphate dehydrogenase (FAD) complex; mitochondrion. NCBI's taxonomy places the organism in Eukaryota, Metazoa, Chordata, Leptocardii, Amphioxiformes, Branchiostomatidae. The transcript is spliced from 17 exons. Gene Ontology annotation, biological process: glycerol-3-phosphate metabolic process. The record is from RefSeq and is a predicted model, not a curated record. Gene Ontology annotation, molecular function: glycerol-3-phosphate dehydrogenase (quinone) activity; calcium ion binding.